UUUUUACAUUUUGCAAGUUGUUUUUUACAAUUACUAGGCUAACUUUUCGGACACUAGUUUUCGAGUUUCAAGUUUUUUUGGGGUACAUUUUGAUAAGAGCUCUCGUUAAAGCCUCAAACAUUGCACGAUCUCCUCGCGUGCACGAAAUCCCGCCUGCGCUAAGAAACUGAGACUAUGAAAUGAGUUAUUCAUAAUGAAGUCAUGUUUUGUUUUUCACUUAUUAUAUGUCUUUUCAGUAAAAGGCCCUCAAUGGGAAGAAGACGAGUGUAGUAGUGUUCUUUCGUAUACGGAUAAAUGUCUCCCUGGUGGUUCACAUGGUGGUAUUGGUGGAAGGAAUGAAUAUUUUGAUAAAUUACGACCAUCUCAUACUAAAUUAUCACGACCAUACGGCACAUACGACUUGAAGUGCAUGUCGGGAGGGAGUGCAGGUUAUAGUAAGAAAGAACAAAGUGCUUGCGUUGGAGGAGGAGCCAUUGAGAUCAAAGCAGAGCAAGGAAAUCUUAUUAUUGGUGGAAUGAUAUCUGCCAGCGCUGCUCUUGAUUUAAAUUUGAAAAUAGCUUCGACUGGAUGUUCAGGAGGCUUGAUACGACUUAUUGCUAAACAGGUACAAAUGGAAAAUGGUGCGUCGUUGAAAGUGGAUGGUAGCAAUGCCAGCUCUCCAGAAGUAGGUAUUGAAGACCAAUUUUCAGGCAACGGUGGAGGUGCAGGAGGCGUUAUUCAGAUUGUUGCUCCAAAAGGCUCAGUACACAACAUAUCACUCAAGGCCGGGGUACCAUAUAAAUGCAGUACGAAGGAUAAUGCUAGCAUCAAUGCUACAAAUGGCGUUUUGUGGAUAAAACAAAAUGCUAGCGAUGCAAAUUAUACCUAUCUCGGUAACGCCUCAUUGAGUUUCAAAAAAUGGGGUAGGCCGUCGAGUGAUGGGACUGGAACUGGCAUGCCGUCACUAAACAAUCAAUCAUCACCUAGUCUCUCCAUGGUUUUCCAGGAGUUAGACUCGAUUAAGGAUAAUAUAGUUAAAAAUGGAGUUACUGAUGACCGCCUGGCAAAGCUUCUUGUUAGUCUUCACCGCCUACUGAAUAUAUCACGUGACAAUCUAACAAAGCAAGAGCUUUUGCAAUACCUUGAUGUCUUUGAGAACUUCACAGAGAUGAUAACAAUCUUGUCCAAAAAGGCGUCGUUGGAACAAACUAAGGAGAUCUUUGACGUUUUGGUGGAAAUAGCGACAACUGUCAUUGGUCUYGACAACCUUGUUACCUGGAAAGAGACAGAAAAGAUGCCCCAGUUUUUAAACACUCUGGAGAGAAUGGCAUUAUCUAUAUCGAGCUCUACGAAUUCUUCAUUCUUUCAGUCAGCUACAAAAACUAUAGUUGUCGAAAUGAAUCAAUUCACUGUCGAUGAGAAUGAGGGAUUGAGGUUUCCAAAACACGACAAACUACCACCUAACAGCUUUAUCUCGGAACAAGACUAUGUCUAUAUUCCAAUGAAGGCGCUACCGAAAACACCAGAGGGAUACAAAAUGGUAGUGUUCUUUUUCAAAGACAUUCAAAGUGGUCUACCAACUAAUUCUUUUCAGCAACUUCUCGGUGAAUCGAAAGAUUCAACAUUCAAGGUUACGUCAUUGCUGAUGUCAUGCAGUCUCCUUAGUAACGGUGUUUCUAUAAUCCAACUACAGUCACCRGCCACCUUAAAUUUCGUYGUUAAUCAGGUUAAAUCAAAGAUGAAGAAGGAGGAAACUCGAUGCGCCUUUUGGAAUUUGAAUAACAACUCCUGGGACAGCGASGGAGUUUCUGUCAAAAGUGUAAAUUCUUCCCAAACAGUCUGUACSACGACCCACUUCACCAACUUUGCAGUGUUAAUGCAGCACACCCCAAUAACGUUGACAGAAGCCGAAAAGAUUUCCUUGUUACUGAUUACUUACAUUGGAUGUGGUGUCUCCAUAGCAACAUUGCUAAUUKCUAUGAUUGUUUUCAUCAGUAUGGAGGCGUUAUCCUCUGAUCGCCACCGCAUCCAUUUGAACUUAGUAAUAGCUCUACUGCUGGCGCAGAUCUUAUUUCUCACGGGAAUUAAAGCAACUGAACACGAGACGCUGUGUAAAGUCAUUGCGGGCGUACUUCAUUAUCUCUACAUGGUGUCAUUCACAUGGAUGUUGAUCGAAGGUGUUCAUCUUUACCUUAAAGUUGUCAAAGUAUUUGGCAUCGAAAACAUCAAAAUCAGACAGUACUAUAUCAUAGGAUGGGGCUUACCAGCGCUGAUUGUUGGAGUUGCUGCCAUUAUCAAACCAUACGGAUAUGGCACCAAUCACGUAUGCUGGCUUUCUCUUGACGAUGGUUUCGUUUGGGCGUUCCUUGGUCCAGUUAUUGCUAUAAUAGCUAUAAACAUCUUUAUUCUGGCGGCUGUCAUUAAAACUGUUGUAGCGUCAGCUUCGACAAUGAAGAGUUCAGACCAUUCGCACAUAAAAGCUGGGAUAAAAGGAGCUUUGGUUCUUAUGCCAUUGAUGGGUACCACGUGGGUGUUUGGUCUCCUGGCCGUCAACAGAGACACGUUGAUAUUCCAAUACAUAUUCAGUAUCGCAAACUCUUUACAGGGUUUGCUAAUCUUCCUUUUGCAUGUUGUGUUUAACAACGAGGUCCGCCUCGCCUUCAGAAGACACUAUGAAAAGAAGCAAUUGUCGAAAGAGUCUGGAGAUUAUAACAAUUCAAUGAGCCACAGUAACGAGAGUGAUAAUAAAUUAAAGACAUUGGGAAAAUCAUCGUCUAACAGCAGCAUGUCAGGACUUGUAAGACUUAAAGCUCGAUUAUCAAUGAGUUUAAUGCCAAGGACUUCGCGUGUUGUCACUGUUCAGCCAAUCAAUAGCAUCGAUAAAGACGAUGGCCUGCAGGUAAACAGGAAAUUUCACCAGAAGUCCCCAUCCAGUGAGGUGUCUGGUUUGAACUCUCCAUCGGAGUUGGAUUCAUAUUCCAAGCCACCGUUGCACAAUCCACUGAGGAAAGGGAAAAAUGCAGGCUCACGACUUUAGCAUAACACACAAUACUCUUAAU
Messenger RNA from Exaiptasia diaphana, 3038 nucleotides. RefSeq names its product adhesion G protein-coupled receptor L4. Gene Ontology annotation, biological process: adenylate cyclase-activating G protein-coupled receptor signaling pathway; cell surface receptor signaling pathway. Gene Ontology annotation, molecular function: G protein-coupled receptor activity. The record is from RefSeq and is a predicted model, not a curated record. Gene Ontology annotation, cellular component: membrane. The transcript has 26 exons. The coding region runs from base 194 to 3016 and encodes 940 amino acids. NCBI's taxonomy places the organism in Eukaryota, Metazoa, Cnidaria, Anthozoa, Actiniaria, Aiptasiidae.